AUGCGCGUCUUCGUGUUAUUAAUUCUACUGGGUGCCGCUAUUGCGGUGCCUACAACUACCAACCGUAUUGUCGGUGGUUCUCCAACGACAGUGAAGAGCUACCCCUACAUGGCUAACAUGCAAUACGGAUGGCUUGGCACGGCAUUUCAGCAGGCUUGUGGCGGAGCACUUAUAACAAGGGACGCUGUUCUCUCCGCUGCACACUGCUUCGUUGGCGAUCCAGUACCUUGGUGGCGCGUGCGGCUUGGUACCUCGGAGAGGUCAUCUGGUGGUGUAAUUCACAAUGUUGUCAAAAUUAUCAUCCACCCGCAUUACGAUAUCAAGCCUUCAGAAGCGGAUGUGGCCAUCGUUCGUUUGACCACAAAAGCGGUGUACUCAAGUACGAUUGCAGCUGUUCGUAUCGCUGGUGCCUACUACCACAUAAAUGAUGGCACUCCUAUAACUGCUAUUGGCUGGGGCCAGUUAGAGGUUGGAGGAGUAUCGCCGAAUCAGUUGCAACACGUCCAGCUUGAUGUUAUUAAUCUGGAGCUAUGUGCUGAACGUUAUGCAUUUCUGAAAACACGACCUGGAUUCUCAGAUUGGCCUGACGUAACACCCGAUACUGUUGGCUACUAUCAUAAAACGGAGAAUUUGCUAAGUGAGGAUUUAAAUGAAUUACAAUAG
Molecule: messenger RNA, 663 nt
Organism: Arctia plantaginis
Lineage: Eukaryota; Metazoa; Arthropoda; Insecta; Lepidoptera; Erebidae
Source: the annotation of a GenBank genome assembly